ACAUUUAUAUAGUUUGCCCCAAAUCCCCUAAAAAUAAAUCGAACAAAUGAAUAUAAUCAAACAACAGUUUGUCCCAAGCCAAGUCACAGAUUUUAUUACCACUAGCUAAACUACUGCAUCCUUCCUGUUAUCUUACAGGAUUACCCAUAAACUUCCUGUCCCUUUAAAUAGGGUGGGGCCCCUCUUUUGUACUGCACUGACAGACCACUGCAGUCAACGGUUGAGUGUAAGGAGGAUAACCAGAAACGUUAUUUCUGCCUUAAGAAGGCAGAAAGGAAUCUGAAAAACAUUACAUUGCCAUCACGUAAAAGGAAACCGGGAACUGUGGUGUGAAACGUGAGGAGCUAAGGACAGAUUUCACUACAACAUUUUGAGUCAAUGGACCUGGUGUGGUUUGUGAUUCUUGGCACCUCUGCCAUGACUGCUGUUGUCUCUGCAUGUCCAGAGCACUGCCAUUGUGUCGACAUAAAAAUCCGUUGUCAAGGCUAUAUGAUAAAAGAAUUUCCGUCCUCACUUCCAAGUACCACGAUACGCCUUUUGAUUACCAACACCAGCAUAACAACAUUAAAACCAGCUGACUUUGAAACAUUUGCUGAUACGCUCAUUGCAUUUGUAGCCAUGGAUUCAAGAAUAGCCAAGGUGCACCCAUACACCUUUAACCAAACCCAGAGUCUUGAAACCUUGGUUUUAAGCGGGACUGAUCUAACCUCUUUACCAGAAAAUCUGUUUGAGAAUCUACAGAACUUAUCAACUCUGACACUGAGUAACAACAAACUCUCAGUCCUUCCGCCCUCCCUUCUCACCCCCCUUACAGCUUUGACCAAAUUAGACCUAAGCAAAAACCAACUUGUCUCUUUAGCAGAGAAUGCAUUUCAUGGUUUAGGACAGCUGCAACAGCUCAUGUUGCAAAGAAACUCUAUUAGAGAUCUUAACAAAGAUGUUUUUCAGGGACAUCUUAAACUUAAAGCUCUGUUCCUGAGGCAAAAUAAUCUGAUGGAGAUACCAGCAGGAAUUUUUGAUGACCUGGUGAACCUUGAGAUGUUGCACCUUCAAGACAACAAAAUCACACGGAUACCAUUAAAUCUCUUCAAAAAUCAGGAGAAGUUGAAGAAACUCUACCUCUCCAACAACAGGUUAUCAUCACUUCCAGGAGGAAUCUUCUUGAGCCUUCCCAAUUUAUCUCAUAUCUCACUUUACGAGAACCAACUCCAAAGUUUGUUGCCUGGGACCUUUGGUCCAAUGUUUCUUCAGGAGCUCUGGCUGUACAAUAACAUGUUAACUCACCUUGAAGAGAAUGUUUUUAGUAACUUAACUGAAGUUCAACUUUUGGUACUUACUAGGAACCAGAUUCAGCACAUUUCUCCUGGAGCCUUCAAUGGUUUGGUGAAGGUAGAGGAGAUCUCCCUUCACACAAACCGUCUGACCAGCAUUACGGGGGGAAUUUUCAAAGACCUUCCAAAGUUAACUAACAUAUCCCUGGAGAACAAUGAAAUACAUCAUAUUCCCAAUGAUCUCCUAGAUGGUGUGUCUCAUUUGUAUCAGUUAGAGCUUCAAAACAAUUCUCUUGCAAACUUGCCAAAAGAAUUUCUAAACUCGUUGUCUGUGGUUGAUAACGCUGUACUCUCUCAAAAUCCUUGGAGAUGUGAUCAUGACAUAAUACCAUUUAGGGACUGGCUACAACAGUUCCCAGAAAAAGUGAAGAACCUUAGUUCUUUGGUAUGUACAAUUCCUACUCACCUCAAUGGCAGGAACAUAACAGAACUUAUGGACAAUGACAUCCUCGCAACUCAGCCCCCAACUGUGACAACAUUUCACAUUUCGUCAAGUGCACCAGCAGAUAGUAAGAGUGGCGAAGGGGGUGGUGAGGCUGGGGGUCUGUCGAAAAACACAUUCAUUAUCAUUAUUUCUGUUGGCUGUACUGUUCUUAUUGUCAGUGUCAUUGCUUGUGUGUUAUGGAGGAGGAACAGGCGGGGCAGUCAGGAUCUGGACCGUGAAAGAAAUAAAAACUCAGUCAUUUAACACUAAAGAAAAACUGUUGUAAAGCAUCAUCAACAUUAUUUGCUGUACAUUAUUAUUUACAAUUAGGAUCAGAGGUGGAUAGAGUAGCCAAAUUCUUUACUAAAGUAAAACUAGGCAGGCAUUUAUCAUUGUUGCAGUUUGGGUUUGAUAGAUAUAGAUUCAAAUCCACUUCAUCCAACGCUCUUUGCUUGUUCUUAAGCCUCCCGCUACGAGUGAGUAACCCACCGCUUCAGACGAUAUAGAUUGUGCUGAACAAAUAAUUUGAACUUCUUUGUUAACCUAUUCAGACGGUUUUGCCUAUUGUUUAAUUAAUGCUUUCAAAAGAAUCAAUCACUCAGGAAUGCAUGUAAAAUAGACAAUAACCUUGAAAUAAACAAAGCAUUUUAUAAUGCAUGUUUUAAAAUAAGGAACAAAGGAACGUCACGCAGUGUAACGAAGUGAAUGUACAGAUUUUCUAUUAAAAAUAUUUUCAAGGGUAAAAGUACCCACUUUUCGUUUUACUUUAAAAGUACAUAUUUUCCAAAAUGUUACUCAAGUAAAUGUAACGUGUUACAUCUCACCUCUGGUUCGGAUUUAAAAGGAUUUAUGGUAGGCAAAAAAAGACAGAAGUGGGCUCAUAACAAAAUAUGUGUCAUUUUGCCAUUGUGUGUGUAUAUUUGAUAGUCAUAAACUCAUUUAUCUGACAUGAGUAUAAAAAUGGACUAUACUGUGUCUGCUGUCAAUUUUGUCAGUAUUAUUGGUUACAUGCUUUUCUGCAAUUCUGAAUAAAACUUUUUCUCCACAUAAAUAGCAGAAGCAUAUGUUCCCUUUCUGUCGGUCUCUCGACGUUGUGUCGAGAACGACAGAUGGGGUUCGCCCUUGAGAACCAAUCAACUCUGACUACUAUAGAAAAGGCCAAUGAAAU
This is a messenger RNA of Triplophysa dalaica, 2923 nucleotides long. It is a transcript of the gene lrrc15, whose product is annotated as leucine rich repeat containing 15. NCBI's taxonomy places the organism in Eukaryota, Metazoa, Chordata, Actinopteri, Cypriniformes, Nemacheilidae. The record is from RefSeq and is a predicted model, not a curated record. Gene Ontology annotation, molecular function: protein binding. The transcript has 2 exons. The coding region runs from base 379 to 2019 and encodes 546 amino acids.